GAAAGGUUGACAGGAACAGAAAGUAGCGAGGAUACUAUAAAGUGAAGACGAGUUUUUCCCAGUGAAGGGGAAUUUAUCGCCGUCGGCGGCGAAUCCAUUCAAGCCAGCCAAGAUCAUCAUCUCCGGCGCCGGCCAUCUGCCUCUCAGUUUUCACUUCACUUCUACUGAUACCAUUUCUUUACAUGAGAAAAGUGUAGCUUCAGAUUAUACAUUUCCGCAUGGUGGCUCGCAGUAGGAGAAUUGAUUGAAAUUGGGUGACUAACUACCGAUGUUUAUAAGCAAAAACGUCACCGCCAGGGUUUUCCAGCGCCAGAUUUCUACUCCUGCUCCUGGAACUAAUAUUCAUUGUGCCAGGCGAUUUUAUGAGAAUAUAGUCCCAAGUUAUACUAUAUAUGAUGUUGAAUGCCCUGACCUUUCACUCCGCAAGUUCACUGAGGAUGGCCAGUACCUCAUAAGUUUUAGCAGAAAUCAUCAGGAUCUGAUUGUUUAUAGACCAACUUGGCUUUCAUAUUCGUGCAAAGAGGAAGAUUGUGACAAGUGUGAUCUCCCCUCGAAAGCUAGAAAAUUUGAGAGCUUUUUCACCCAACUCUACUGUGUAUCGCUUGCGUCCAGCAGUGAACUUAUAUGCAAAGACUUCUUUCUUUACAUAGAGAAUAACCAAUAUGGACUCUUUGCAACUUCAACUGCACAAAUUCAAGAUGCACCUGCUGUGGGAGGAGCUAUUCAGGGCAUUCCUUCCAUCGAAAGGAUUACUUUUCAUCUCUUGAGAUUGGAAGAUGGAACUGUACUUGAUGAGAGAGUUUUCUGCAAUGACUAUGUUAAUUUGGCCCAUAGCAUGGGUGUUUUCUUGUACGAGGAUUUACUGGCUAUAGUUUCCCUUCGGUAUCAAAGAAUACACAUUCUCCAAAUUAGGGAAUCUGGGAACCUUGUUGAUGUACGAGUGAUUGGGGAAUUUUGCCACGAAGAUGAUGAACUUUUCCUGAAUUCCAGUAAUCAGGCAAGUGAUACUAUUUCAAGCUCUUAA
Molecule: messenger RNA, 1024 nt
Organism: Ilex paraguariensis (yerba mate)
Lineage: Eukaryota; Viridiplantae; Streptophyta; Magnoliopsida; Aquifoliales; Aquifoliaceae
Source: the annotation of a GenBank genome assembly